AUGACGGCCCUGGGCGGAGAGGUUCCCUGGUCUGAAAAAUAUCGCCCGCGCACGCUUGACCAGAUUUCUGCCCACACAGACAUUAUAGACACCAUUAGGAAGCUGCUGGAUGAGAACCAGCUGCCGCACCUGCUCUUCUACGGCCCGCCAGGCACCGGCAAGACGUCCACCAUCCUGGCGAUAGCGCGGGAGAUUUACGGCAGCUCGCUGGGAAACAUGACUCUAGAGCUCAAUGCCUCGGACGACCGUGGCAUUGCUGUGGUGCGCAACGAAAUCCAAGACUUUGCGUCCACACGCACCAUCUUCUCUAACAAGUUCAAGCUCAUCAUCUUGGACGAGUGUGACGCCAUGACUAAGGACGCGCAGUUUGCGCUGCGCAGGGUGAUGGAGAAGUACACGCGCAACGCACGUUUCUGCCUGAUCUGCAACUACGUCUCAAAGAUCAUCCCCGCACUGCAGUCACGCUGCACGCGCUUUCGCUUCCAGCCGCUGCCCGGGGAGUUCGUCAAGGGGCGCCUCGAGUACAUCUGCCAGCAGGAGAGCAUCAAGGUGACGCAGGGCGGGUUGGAGGCGUUGAUUGAGCUAGGCUGCGGUGACAUGCGGCGCACGCUCAACCUGCUGCAGUCAACAGUGAUGUCUGCGGGGGAGGUGACAGGGGAUUCGGCGUAUGCCACAGCGGGCAAGCCACUGCCGCAGGACAUCGAGCGCUGUGCGCAGUGGCUGCUGAAUGAGCCGCUGGGGGAGGCAUUUCAGCACAUGCUGGACCUGCAAUUGCAGAAGGGGGUGGCGCUAGUGGACAUUCUUCAGCAGCUGCACCCGUUUGUGUUCCGGAUAGGCAUGCCGCCGCCCGUGCGUAUUCAACUUGUGAGCAAGAUGGCAGACAUCGAGCACCGCCUGGCCUACGGCACCAGUGACCGGCUUCAGCUGGGUGCACUCUGUGGCGCAUUUGCAGAGGCAAAAGACGGCAUUGUGGCGGCAGCCAAGUGA
Molecule: messenger RNA, 987 nt
Organism: Chlorella variabilis
Lineage: Eukaryota; Viridiplantae; Chlorophyta; Trebouxiophyceae; Chlorellales; Chlorellaceae
Exons: 8
Coding region: 1-987 (328 amino acids)
Biological process (GO): DNA-templated DNA replication; DNA repair
Cellular component (GO): nucleus; DNA replication factor C complex
Molecular function (GO): ATP hydrolysis activity; DNA binding; ATP binding
Source: RefSeq, a predicted model, not a curated record